UCCUAGCAACCGUUUAAAUUAAAAUGAGCUAUAAAACGGACCAAAGCCUUUUGUACGAAUUUAUUUUUAUAACAUUAAUCGUUUUAAAUGGGGCCAAAAAGUUGAUAAGUACAUACAUUUAGAUAAUUGUAUAAACGUAAAUAAACUUAAAACCAAUGCCAAUAACAUAUAAUCGCGGAAAUGUAAGAAAACUUGCUUUUAGAUCUAGAGGAAGGUCUGCACACUCCUGUGAUGUUACUACUUCCAAAGUCGAGCACAGUGACGAGGGUGAUGGGCGGUUUCUACAAAUUAAGCCUGCGAUAGCCGAUCCUCGUGCCUCUUUACAACGGUCUAACACUACUCUAUCAAGUAAUAAUUAUGUUCAUAGAGGAGAUGGCAAUGAGGAAAGUAUCAGAUUGCAGGCAGUGGGUGAAGGAAAGGUGCAACUUUCUAGAACUCAACAGGAAAAAGAUCGUCUGCCUGAUAGAAUAAGUUUAGAUAGGAGAGGAUUAUCAUCAAUACCACAUAUAGUAGGGGAACCCGGGCUGAGAUUACUGUCACUGCAGCACAAUUUAAUUAACAGUUUAGCUGGCUUAACGCCUCUUGAUCUCGGGAAAUUAGUGUUCUUAGAUGUGUAUGAUAAUCAAAUUGAUAAGAUUAACUCAUUAGAACGACUUUUUAGUCUAAGAGUGCUUUUAAUGGGUAAAAACAGGAUCAAAAGAAUAGAAGGCUUAUCAAACCUUUUGAAACUAGAAGUGCUAGACUUGCACGGUAAUAGAAUAACUAAAGUCGGGGGGCUAUCUAACUUGACCGAACUGAAAGUGCUCAAUUUGGCUGGAAACCAAAUAAAAUUCAUUGCACAGAGCGACCUUCAGGGACUUUUAGCUUUAAGAGAACUGAAUCUUAAGAGGAACCGAUUGAAAAAGUUACAAGGAUUUCAGUUUACGUCGAAACUACAAAAGCUUUAUUUAAGUAACAAUGAUUUGCAAAGUGUGGAAGACGUCUCUUCACUUGCCGAAGCAACAACGUUGAUUGAAGUAUCAUUGGAUGGUAAUCCAGUUGCCUUAGGAGGGGACUGUACACCAUUUUUAGUAUCAUACCUUCCGAAUUUAGUGUCAUUAUCAAAUCUGCACGUUACAGAUCAAGUUCGAAGCGCGGCGAUGGCGUGGCGUAAUAACAAAGAGGCUGGUCAUGCAGCUUAUUGCGCUCUCAGUGGAUCAGCUCAACAGGCAGCUCGUAGAGAUCAGGUUAUCAACAAUGCUAGAACCAACUGGGAACUUUUAAGGACAGAAAAUAAAUGUUUACUGAGUCCAACCAGUCCUGUGAAACAUACUGAGUCUGAAAGUGAUUUAUGUGACGGUAAAACUCCAGAUGAAAAACACACUGUUGAAACUAAAGUAAUGCCAGAUGUGAUAGUAUGUGCGCAACCAGCUAAUGAAUCUAGGAAUCUUGCUGAUAAUAGCAAGACAACACAAAAUGAUGUAAAGGCCAAAACACCGGCCACCAGGAUUCAAAGAAGCAAUACUGCUCGAAAGCUUUCAGAAAGGCGAGUUAAUUUUUCAGACCGUAGUGCCUCUCAGGACACAGAUGCUUCACACUCUACAUCCACUAGCAGUGACCUACGACUGCCGCCAAUAUUAUUGCCAAUAAUUUCGUCUUUGGAAAGUGUUAAACUUGCUGACAGUAAUGAACCCAUUCUAAAACGCUGGGAGAGCAUCUCCAGCGUAGAACCUGUAAUUGAUUCAUCAUUCAGUUCACUACCUUCAACAUCAACAGACAGUGAAGAAGAAACUCAACAGAGGAGACUAAGGCGGACUCCAACUGUAAAAAGACGAGAAAAGUUCAGUUCGAUGCGUUCCAAGUCUGUAUGUGACCCAGAGAGUAGAAGAAUAAAAAAUACCAAAAAUAUAGACAACGACAAUGCGAGUAAUAUAUCCAGUAGUACAGCAGUAGGAUCUGUUGCAAGUGAACAUAAAAUCAAACGACAGGGUUCUUUAAAUACUAAAACAAAUAACAGAAACAUAAGAAGUGCAACAAUAUUACGAAGGAGUGAAAGAUCGUCGUCUGCACAACGGGCUUCCACGGGAAGAGUGAAAUCUGGGAAAAGCUUGGCCAGUUUAAAGUCGACUGAGCCUAUUCCCAAGGUAAUGCCUACAACUAAAGACCGCGAACAAGGAGUGGACUACUUGGUAGAAGUAAAUGACGGCAUCGUAAGUGCAUGGGGAACAGGAGCAGUCCGACGAUUGGCACGUGAAUGGGAUUGGGAGAAAGCGCAGACAGUAACGAAGGCUGCAUUCCACUACGUUCAUUUUAACGCUGUUGCCCAAUCUUUGCCAGAGUUAAAGGCCAAAUUUCCCAAUGUUUCUCACAUAUCGGUACGCGCAACUGGUCUUCAGUGCUUAGGACAGCUGCAUUCUUUAGCUGAACUACGAGGACUCACAAGCUUGACGGUUCUUCCAGAAGGGAAUCCUAUUUGCGUAAAAACCUGGCGUGAAUACGCAAUUUAUAGAUUAGCACAUUGGGGUCUUAAAGAGAUAAACGAAGAGCAGGUAACUGAAGAAGAAAUGAAAUCUGCAAAUAAAACUUAUAGUGGAUUAAGCGAUUUGGUCCUUCGAGCCUUACCCGAUGAUCCAUUACAGCCACUUUUAUCUCGGCUUGGAAGAAGUGGGAAUAGCGUAACAACUGCUAAGGCUUGGUUAAGAUCUGCUGACCCAGCAUUGCGAGACGUUAUUGCGAAGGAAGCCUUACAGUACAAGAAGGGAAGUGUAUCUCAGGAUGACAUGAGUUGGCGGGUUCGUGGUCGCAAGCAACUAUCGCAAGCCAUUGAAGUUUCAUGUGGAGCUGCCCAGCGCUUGCGCAUCUUAGAAAUUCAAUGGUCGACAAUAUUCAACGAUAUGAUUGAAGAAAUUUUAAACGAUUUUGCCGAUAUGGACACGCAUGUCAAGGAUAAAAUGCGUUCACUCGCAGAGACACUGCAUUAAUAGUUUAGCUAAUGUUAGCCAAAUACACUAGUGCCAUAACCUGAAUUAAUAAUCAGCCAACACUCGCUAAUGCACAGCGUUUGUCCACUCGAACCGGUGAAGUACUACUGUAUUGUCAAUAUUUACAUGAUUUAAGGUUUAACUAGUUAAAAAAGUCUUCUAUUGAAAGUAAAAAAUGAUUUUAAUAUUCAAAUAAUAAAUAUUGACAAUCCAAUCCGUUUCGAGGGCAAAAGACUGGAAUUUAUAAAGCGUACUUUAAUCUUAGCUCAGAUUUUGCUCAUGCCAAUCAUAUUUAGAGCUCAUGGACAUUUAACGUUUCUAUUUACAAAAUUUAAUUAGUUAAGUACGCUUUAAAAAUUUACAGACUUAAGUUUGAUGGUGACGUUUUCAUCGUCAAUGUGUGACAAGAAACGUUAAAAAAACGCAAAAGAAGAUACAUUUUAAAUAUAUGUUUGAUCAAAUGAUGUAUUUAUUAUAUUUAGUUGGUAAAAGUAAAAAUUAUUAAGUCCAAACGAAUAUAUGAAGAAUACUUGGUAAUUUUUUACCUUAAAGUUAUUAUAUUGGUGCGCCAUAAUCUGUUUUUGUUACGCGUUGACGAAUUAGCGAAGAAUUAUCAUCAAAAUAACUCGUGACUGAUAUAUUUUUCCACAUACUAAACAAUAGUUGCUCAAACUAGUUUAACCGUUUACACCUUCAUGUUAGAUAUAACAUUAACAAUUAUAAUUAUUGUAAUUCAUAAUUUUAUAGAAAUUGUUUUGUUUAUACUUUACUAGAUUGUUAAGCAAGUAUGAAUUUAAAAGUUAAUUAAAUACUUCUCAUUAUAUUACUAGAAUUGAUUUUGUUGUUUCUAAGCAGUCUAUGCUUCAACUGUAUAGUAACAAAAGAAAGUGACUUCCUUUUAAAAGAAAUUCAACUGCCCUCAAAAUACUCUAAAAGUAUUAAAUAGGUCGUGCCAAAAAACUGUCAUUACUAUGAAUACCAUAGUAAUGACA
Molecule: messenger RNA, 3952 nt
Organism: Pieris brassicae (large cabbage white)
Lineage: Eukaryota; Metazoa; Arthropoda; Insecta; Lepidoptera; Pieridae
Product: leucine-rich repeat-containing protein 49
Exons: 11
Coding region: 156-2960 (934 amino acids)
Molecular function (GO): protein binding
Source: RefSeq, a predicted model, not a curated record